AUGGGCCAAAUCGACACCUCUCAGAAUAAUGCAAUCGCCGAAAGCGCUCAGAUCCAAGAGAAACCAACCAAUGCUGAGAUAAAUGCGACAAUCCCUCUUUCAGAUAUAGAAGAUGGAAAAGCCAACCCUCCCCAGCACGAAGCGCCUGAAAUUGUCACCUUCAAAAACAACGACCCCGACAACCCACUGAACUGGCCCAGAGCCAGAAAAUGGUCCAUUACCAUUGUGGUCUCCCUCUCUGUGUUUCUCAUGCCGUUUUCGUCGGCCAUUGUCGCCCCCGAACUAAACACGAUCAGAAAAGAGCUUGACAUGAAAAGCUCUCUCGAGUCGGUGUUAGUGCUUUCAACUUUCGUAUUAACUUACUGUCUCGGCCCUCUUCUUCUCGGUCCAUUGAGCGAACUCUUUGGGAGAGUCGCUGUUUUGCAUUCUGGUAAUACCUUCUAUCUCAUCUUUAACCUUGUGUGUGGAUUCGCCCGUAAUAAAGGCGAGCUGCUUGCUUUUCGACUCUUGAGUGGGUUUGGCGGAGCUGCUGGGCUAGUAGUCGGUGCAGGUAUUAUCAGCGACUGCUUCGCAAAAGAAGAACGCGGGUGGGUGAUUGCAAUCUACAACAUCGGACCUCUCGUCGGACCCUCCCUCGGCGCUGUGAUCGGAGGCUUCAUCACCGAAUACACAACCUGGCGCUGGGCCUUCUGGGCAACCUCGAUAUUCAACGGGGCAUUGGUGAUACUGGGUUUAAUCGUCAUGAAAGAAACAUACCCGCCAGUAAUUCUAGCUCGUCGGAAGAAGAACAUGGCCACGACGACAGGCAAGACAACAUUGACAACGCCAUACGAAUCUCCCGAUAAAACCCUCAGCCAGCUCUAUCGCACUUCUCUCCUCCGCCCACUCCAACUCCUGAGAAUGCAGCCCAUCGUCCAGAUCCUGGCCCUCUUCUACGCCUACCUGUACGGGCUAAUGUACCUAGUGCUCUCGACGUUCGCCACGCUAUGGGAAGACAGAUACCACGAAGCCGUCGGCACCGGAAGUCUCAACUAUUUCGCGCUGGGAUGUGGAUACCUCGUCGGGUCACAGAUUUGCGGCUUCUUCGCGGACCCCAUUUACAAGGCGUUGCAAACGAAGAAUGACGGGGUGGGCAAGCCCGAGUUCCGCGUCGUGCUGAUGUUCCCCGCUUCGGUCUGCGUGCCCGUCGGAUUGCUCUGGUAUGGAUGGGGCGCGCAAGCCGUCACGCAUUGGAUCGUGCCCGAUCUGGGCAUUGCGCUCUUUGCUGCCGGCGCGAUGAUUUCCUUUCAGUGCACCACGGCCUAUCUAUACGAGGCCUUUACGUUGUACGCGGCAAGUGCGACUGGUGCGGUGUAUAUACUGCGCGCUUUGACUGGUUUUGGGUUUCCCCUGUUCGGGCCAAGGAUGUAUGACGCCCUUCAGUAUGGAUGGGGCGAUACGGUGCUGGCGCUGGUGGGGGUGGUGAUGGGACUGCCGGCGCCGAUGAUUCUCUGGUAUUAUGGUGAAUGGCUGCGAGCUCGUAGUAGCUAUGCGACUGGGUGA
This is a messenger RNA of Penicillium lagena, 1542 nucleotides long. Its product is annotated as MFS transporter. The transcript has 2 exons. The record is from RefSeq and is a predicted model, not a curated record. NCBI's taxonomy places the organism in Eukaryota, Fungi, Ascomycota, Eurotiomycetes, Eurotiales, Aspergillaceae. Gene Ontology annotation, biological process: transmembrane transport. Bases 1 to 1542 code for a protein of 513 amino acids. Gene Ontology annotation, molecular function: transmembrane transporter activity.